This is a messenger RNA of Ceratotherium simum simum (southern white rhinoceros), 2304 nucleotides long. Lineage: Eukaryota; Metazoa; Chordata; Mammalia; Perissodactyla; Rhinocerotidae. The record is from RefSeq and is a predicted model, not a curated record.
CCGGUCCCCCCCGGAACCCGCGGCGCCCGCGAUGGUCCCGCCCGGGCAGCCCUGAGCCCUGCGCGGGUGCGGGCGCUGCCUCCUCCCCGCCCCUCGCCCCAGGGAGCCGACACCAACUUCUGCUGUUGAACUCCGCUCUGCCCCUUCUUUUGGCCCAGGGCGACCUCGGCAGCCCUGACCGCAGCAGACAGUCCCGAGUACCCAGAAAGGCCCCUGGGUGGCCCGGCGCCUCCCCGGCUCUUUCUGGAUGGAGACGCCUCAGGACGGAGCUGGCUGAACGCUUUGGCCUUCGCCUUCCAGCCCCUGCUGACCACACCUGCCCUAGUGCAGAGGCUGCGUGAGAAGCAGGAAAUGCUGUACCAGCCAGCUCCCGGGGAUCUUGGUCUGACCACCAGGAUGGAGCUGGGGCCCGCGACCGAGACCUUCGUGCUGGAGCUUCGGUGUCUUGAAGAUGGGGGCCCAGCUCCUGAUACCCUCUCAGGUGGCAGUGGUGGGAGUGAGAGUCAGGAGGAAGAAGAGGCUCAGGAGAGGAGCAGCAGCCCACCACGGCCAGCAGUCUCAGCCCCAGUGGGGGCCAGUGAAAUUGCCGAGAAAGCCCAGCCAGAACAGCAGGAGGUGCAGCUGCAGCAGGUAGAACAGCAGCCAGAGCUGCAACAACAGCCACAGAAGGAGCGGCUGCAGCAGCAGCAACCACAAAACCAGCUGUUAGGACAUCAGCCAGAAUUGCAGCAGCAGCAAGAUGGGCAAGAACAGCUGCCUCAACAACAGCAGGAGCUACAGGAAAAACGCCCAUCUGUGCAACAAGAGCAACUGGAACCACAACUACAGCCAAUGCAGCAGCAGGAACAGUUACAGCAGCAGCAGCAGCAGCAGCAAGAUGGGCCACAGCAGCUGCCUCAACAACAGCAGGAACUACAGGAGAAACCCCAACCCAUGCAGCAUCAGCAACCAAAACCACAACUGCAGCUGAUGCAACAGCAGGAACAGUUACAAGAGCAGCAAGUGCAAGAGCAACAAUUGUUGCAACAACAGCAGGAACAAACACAGGAGCAGCAAGUGCAAGCACAGCAGCUGUUACAGCAACAGCAGGAACAGUUACAACCACAGCAGCAGUUGCAACAGCAGAAACUGUUACAGCCGGAACAGUUACAGCAGCAGCAGCAACAGGAACAGUUACAACCACAGCAGGAACAGUUACAGCAGCUGCAGCAGCAGGAACAGUUACAGAAGCAGCAACUGCAACAGCAGUUGCAGCAAGAACAAUUACAGCAGCAGCUACAGCAGGAACAGUUACAGCAGCAGCUGGUGCAGCAGCAACAGUUACAGCAACAGCAGCUGGUGCAGCAGCAGCAAGAACAGCUGCAGCACCAGCAGCUGCAGCCCCGCCCACUGGAGCCAGAAGAGGAGGAAGAGGUGGAGCUGGAGCUCAUGCCAGUGGACCUGGCGUCGGAGCAGGAACUGGAGCAGCAGCGGCAGCAGGAGCUGGAGAGACAACAGGAACAGCGGCAGCUGCAGCUCAAACUGCAGGAGCAGCUGCAGCAGCUGGAGCAGCAGCUGGAGCAGCAGCAGCAGCUGGAGCAGCAGCAGGAGGUGCAGCUGGAGCUGACCCCGGUGGAGCUGGGGGCCCCGCAGCAGGGGGUGCAGCUGGAGCUGACCUCCGUGCAGCCCGAGCUGCAACUGGAGCUGGUGCCCGCCGCAGCGGACGGCGGGGCGUCGGUCCCGGGGGCUCCCGCCGCCGUCGUGGUGGCUCCCCCGGGCUACGUGGUACUGCAGGAGCUCAUGGUGCUGCCGGCCGUGGCGGCGCCCGCGGUGGUGGCCAUCCCGGGCCCAGCGGGCAGCGCGGCCCUGACGCCGGCCCGGCAGCGGCGGCGGCGGCGCGCGCGGGACCGGCCGACCAUCUGCGGGGAGUGCGGGAAGGGCUUCAGCCGCAGCACGGACCUGGUGCGGCACCAGGCCACGCACACGGGCGAGCGGCCCCACCGCUGCGGCGAGUGCGGCAAGGGCUUCUCGCAGCACUCGAACCUGGUGACGCACCAGCGCAUCCACACGGGCGAGAAGCCCUACGCCUGCUCCUACUGCGCCAAGCGCUUCAGCGAGAGCUCGGCGCUCGUGCAGCACCAGCGCACGCACACCGGCGAGCGGCCCUACGCCUGCGGUGACUGCGGCAAGCGCUUCAGCGUCUCCUCCAACCUGCUGCGCCACCGGCGCACGCACUCGGGGGAGCGGCCCUACGUGUGCGAGGACUGCGGCGAGCGCUUCCGCCACAAGGUGCAGAUCCGCCGCCACGAGCGCCAGCUGCACGGC